Molecule: messenger RNA, 3228 nt
Organism: Nylanderia fulva
Lineage: Eukaryota; Metazoa; Arthropoda; Insecta; Hymenoptera; Formicidae
Biological process (GO): signal transduction
Molecular function (GO): protein binding
Source: RefSeq, a predicted model, not a curated record
AUGCUGCUUCUCGUAGCAUGAAUCUCGGUCAAGCUUUUCGUUGCUUCUAUCGUGACGCAGCAUCCGUUGUUCACACCUGACUUUUCGAUACUAUUGUAUUAGUGAGAAAUCAAAGAGUUAGACAGUGAUUCGUCGUCACGAGAAUAGUUUUGCGGAAAAAAGCAACACGUCGUCGAUAAUUAACAGCUGAGCUGCAACCCGAGAUGCAUUAGCAUCGCGUAACGACACCGAGAAAACCCCGGCAUCGAUUGCAAUGCUAGAAUCAGAACAACGGCAGUGAAAGAUGGUGGACAAGGAAGAGUUGAAUAUAACGAAGGCUAAGGCCCCUCCGCCGUUGAAUCUCAACGAGGCGAUCGAGGACGAAGUACUGAACCAAAAGACUGCUAGAAUCCUUAAGAAUGAUCUUCUUCUACAUGAGGCUGUGAUAAAAAACGAACCGGACACCGUUCGUAAAGUACUUAAGGAGACUGUUGACGUAGAUUCCAGAAAUAAUUAUGGCCGCGCUCCGAUUCAUUGGGCAGCAUCGAGAGGAAAUACGGAAAUUAUCGAAAUGUUGAUACAAGCUAAAUGCGAUAUCGAAGCGAGAGAUAAGUAUGGAAUGCGUCCCUUACAUAUGGCAGCUCAGCACGGGCACCGAGACGCGGUGAAGAUGUUGAUCAAUGCUGGAGCAAAUGUAUCCGCGGUUAAUAAGAAACAAUACACCCUCUUAAUGUGUGGUGCUCGCGGCAGCAACGUAAGCGUGGUGGACUAUCUCGCGGAAGCUGUGGAAUCGUUAAACGGUGAGGCUACCGACUGCACCGGUGCGACUGCACUUCACCACGCAGCCAUUUCCGGGCAUCCUGGAGUGAUAACGGCGCUCUCCAAUAUUCCACGGAUCGUACUCGACGCUACAGAUAAGAAAGGACAAACCCCGAUGCAUUAUGCCUGCGCCGAGGAGCACUUGGAAGCGGUCGAAGUUCUUAUAGGAUUAGGCGUGAACGUAGACGCCCAGGAUAACGAUGGGAAUACCCCACUUCACGUAGCCACCAGAACGAGGCACACCGGGAUAGCGCAAUUAUUAUUAAAAGCUGGAGCGAAUACCGAGUUAACCGAUGCGGAGGGUUUCACUCCCCUUCACGUUGCCGCGAGUCAAGGAUGCAAAGGAAUACUCGACUCCAUGAUUCAGCACGGAGCCGAUCUUAACAAGCAGUGCAAGAAUGGUAACACAGCCUUGCAUCUGGCCUGUCAAAACAACGAAGUAGAGACGGUAGAAAUAUUAAUUAACAAAGGUGUCGAUCUCAAUUGUUUAAAUCUGAGACUUCAAUCUCCGAUACAUAUUGCAGCCGAGAUGGGACAUACGGAUAUUUGUGAAUUACUUCUUGCAGCGGGCGCGAAUAUCGAGCAAAAAGAACAGAGCGGUCGCACGCCACUUUAUAUUGCGGCAAGGGGCAGUUUCACGGCCAUCGUCGAUAUGAUCAUUAAAACCGCGAGAUUGGAUUAUCCGACCCCGGAGGUCCGAGAGUUGACUCCGGCGCGAAGGCGAUGGAGAGAAGGAUCAUCCGGUGGCAGCAUCUCCAGCAACAAUGGUCGUCUCCCCGAACAAGUUCGAUCUAUUCUCUGGAAAUUGGCCUACAAGCAAUUAGCGCCUGGCGACUGGAAAAAAUUAGCUCUUCACUGGGCCUUCACCCCUGAUCAGAUCAAAGCUAUCGAGCAUCAAUAUACAGCUCCCAUUGUAGGUUCCUCGAGUUACAAGGAGCACGGAUUUCGAAUGUUAAUGAUUUGGGCUUCCGGAUUAAAUCCCGACGUACAAUUAGCAAAAGAGCUCUGCGAUGCUUUGUCAGCGGUGGAUAAGAAAGCAAUUGCUGAUUCCGUUCGUAAGCAAAUAGAACAGGGAAAUGACAGCAAGGCGAAAUCGAAAGGGCAACGAUGUCAUAAAUGUUCCAUCACAUAAACAUUUACAAGUGCCAAACUCAAUCUCACAUAUAAAUACAUUCUAUACGAAAAUGUAACGAAUGGAUGUUGUAACUUGUGUAAUAACUAUUGCUGUUGGAAAUGUCGCAGAUUAUAAGAAAAGUUUGAAAUUAGCGAGCAUAAUUUAUGACAGAGAUAAAAAUGACAUACGAUGAAUAUCUUUUGUACUGAUACAUAAUAUUUCAUAAAUUCUUGAAAUACAACGAUUAUUAAUUUAUGGUGCAGGUAUAGCUGUCAUUAUCGGUUUAAAAUAAUCAGAAUUUUUUCCUUGUAUUAGAUUAUCGUACAUUUGACUCGAUAAAAUUUAUAUGCCAAGUUUUUAAGCCAAAAUUUAAGACUCGAGUCUAAUACACUCAACAAAAAACACAUCAUAGUGAAUAAAAUUAAUUCGUUAAUAUUUCGAUAAAAAGUUACACACGCGAAUAAAAAAUCUGAGAAAAUGUAGAAAUAAAUUUUUACAUAUAUAAUAAAUUACUUUUUCAUAAAUUUUUAAAUCAAGCAGAUUACAUAAAUCUAUCUUGCAUGAAAAGUUGACUGAAAAUAAAGCUUAACUAAAAUAAAUCAUUCUAGAAAAUAUAUUAUAUUUCUCUCCAUUAAUCUAUCGGGUUAAAUAUAUCAUUCACAUUACACACAUAUACACACGCACAUAUAUAUAUAUAUAUACAAAUAUAAAUAACAUGUGAACAUAAAAGAGCAAAACAGUGAAGAAGAUAUUCGAAACACAAUAUUAUAUAUAAAUUAUGUGCGAAAAAGAAAACUUAAAAAAACGUGAGAUACUUAAACAAUUAUAUACGUAUGAAACCAAGCCGUCCUAAGCUAAUCCUAAUUUAGAUGAUUAUUAUAAUUCCGUUUAUCCUUGCGAUUCUCUUAUAGAGGAACGCAAUAUGCCUCUGUAACUUGUAGAGACAAAAUUACAGUUAGUAUACAAAAGCCAUCGAAAAAGCGGUACAAUUGUAAAAUCAAAGUAACAAUCUCUAAUUGUAGGAAUUCUUCGGAAUAGAUAUAAUAACGCAUAGAGUAAGUAUAAUAAAUUUUGCAGGGCUUUUGAUGUGAUAAAAAGUUGUUAGAUUGUUAGAUUUCGAUAAGAAUAUUUAAAAAAAUAAUUGAUACCGCGCGCGAUUAUCACACGCAUAUUUCUCGAGAGAGACAAUCUACAUAUCCGAAAUCUACAAAUCUAUAUUUAAUUAACUACGGGCAAUAACAAUAUUUAACUUUAUUGUGUGUCAAAAUAUUUAGUAUAUUAAAAAUUACAAAAUUUUUUGGAUAAAGUUAAAUUAA